UGAAACGCAUUGGUUUGGCGGCCUUGCCACAUAGGCUUUCUUUCUCUCACAGUAAUCCGCGUCUAGACGCUAUCGCGGCCAAGAAUUCUCCUCUCCUCCCAGGGCGCCCAGAUCUUGGAGUGGCGAUAAGGUAUUAUCCUUCUCUAGCAGCGAUUGGAACGGCGGCGCGGCGAUCGAUCGAUCGAUCGCUGGGAAAAGAUCGGGAUUAGUCUUUCCAGCUCGGCGGCGGCAGUGGAUUGGAGGGAAAUUUCCUGUCCCAGGGGUCGCUAGUGUAGGGUUUGGGGCAAAGAGCAUGAGCGCAAGCGACGAGAAUGAGACACUGGUGAGAUGGGGUCUUCACUUGCUGGAGGUUCAUCCUUUCACUGGUAGCAACGAUUCGCGAUCAUCGUCGCCCGAUUCUCUUCCUUGCUGCUGCCCGGUAGAUGGCACAGAGGACGACGAGGCCCUAGCGAUCUCUCUCCAGCAGCAUCUCUACACCGAGGAUACCACGCAGCCGCAACAGCAGCCACGGGAGGAGGAUCCCCCGAUUGGAGAUUUUUUUGACAAUCGCGACAAGGAGCAUCACAAUCUUAACGAUUACGGUUUGGUGACUGGAUCGGAGGAGAUCUGCGAGGAUUGCGCCGCCGAGGAGAUGAGCAUGGGCAAUCACCACUCUUCCAGCAGCAGCAGCUCCCCAACUUUCUCUUACGAUCAGCGCAACAACAGCACCAACGAGAACGAUGAGGCGAUUGCGGUUAUUCUUUCCGAGGAGUUGGCACAACUCGAUGGAGGAGAAGUUGGCCGGCGGCUCACACACAUGGAAUCCAUACCUCAUAUCCCGAAGAUAAAUGGAGAGAUACCGAGCCCGGACGCUGCCACACUCGAUCAUCAAAGGCUUCUUGAGAGGCUUCAGGUCUAUGGAUUGACAGAGCACAAGAUUCCUGGCGAUGGUAACUGUCAGUUUCGGGCGCUCUCGGAUCAGUUUUAUAGAACACCAGAUCAUCACAUGUUUGUCCGGAAAGAAGUCAUUAAACAGCUGAAGCAGGAUCCAGAACCAUACGAAGGUUACGUUCCAAUGAAAUUCAGCGACUACCUCAAGAAGAUGGCGAAGAAUGGGGAGUGGGGUGAUCACGUAACAUUGCAAGCUGCUGCUGAUGUGUAUGGGAUGAAGAUCUGUUUGAUUACUUCGUUCAUAGAUACUUGCAUCAUUGACAUCAUACCAAAGGAACCGAAAUCAGACAGAGUCAUAUUCUUAAGCUUUUGGGCUGAAGUGCACUACAACUCCGUGUAUCCGGAAGGAGAAGCCCCUGUCUCUUACACCGUCAGGAAGAAAAGGCACUGGUUUUCAUUCUUUGGUUGAAUCCAGUUCUUUUCUUCUUUCGCGAUUUUAAUCUACACCUAUAUACUUUUUCCUUU
Molecule: messenger RNA, 1395 nt
Organism: Selaginella moellendorffii
Lineage: Eukaryota; Viridiplantae; Streptophyta; Lycopodiopsida; Selaginellales; Selaginellaceae
Exons: 9
Coding region: 293-1339 (348 amino acids)
Biological process (GO): protein deubiquitination
Molecular function (GO): cysteine-type deubiquitinase activity
Source: RefSeq, a predicted model, not a curated record